Messenger RNA from Sporisorium graminicola, 1239 nucleotides. RefSeq lists its product as uncharacterized. The transcript has a single exon. The coding region runs from base 1 to 1239 and encodes 412 amino acids. Gene Ontology annotation, molecular function: alternative oxidase activity. Gene Ontology annotation, cellular component: mitochondrion. Gene Ontology annotation, biological process: alternative respiration. The record is from RefSeq and is a predicted model, not a curated record. Lineage: Eukaryota; Fungi; Basidiomycota; Ustilaginomycetes; Ustilaginales; Ustilaginaceae.
AUGCAGGUCAGUAGGCCACUCGCACGUGCUGCCUCCGUCGCAAUGGUCGGCGCGUACAGUGGCACCUGUGGCAGGCAAGCUAUCUUGGCUAACAUGGCCCGACUCCAUCAGAACCGUGGAGCUGCCUCCUCGUCUCGGCGCGCCUACUCCACACCUUCGGAACCCGCUCCCAGCCCAACCUCAAAGCAAGGUGUACAGGCCAAAGACCGUCCAGGCAACCCAGGCCUCAAGCAUCCAGACGGAAGCUACCUGCUCUUCCACCCGAUCUACUCGGAGAGCGAUCUCGACAGCGUCAAAGUCGUAUACCGCGAGAGCAAGACGUUCGGCGACAAGGUAGCAAGGCUCAUGUGCACUACCGCACGCACAAUCUUCGACAUGGCCACACGCUACCCAGACCACAACGGCGUCAAAUUCCCGCCCAUCAAGAAGGACGUCGAGAAGACGGUUGCUCUACCCAAGCAUCUCUCCGGGGCUGGCAAGGACAAUGCGAAUGCGACCGACGUGCAAGCGACUGCCAAAGACGACGGAGCAAUGACCCUGCAAGAGAUGCGCGCCAAGGGUCUCUGUUUUGGGCCAGAUGGUUGGCUCAAUCGCAUCAUCUUCCUCGAAACCAUUGCCGGCGUUCCGGGAAUGGUCGCCGCCUCCUGUCGACACCUUCAGAGCCUCCGCUUGAUGAAGCGCGACAAGGGAUGGAUCCACACGAUGCUAGAGGACGCAGAGAACGAGCGCAUGCACCUUCUCACUUUUAUGGCGGUCGCAAAGCCAGGUUGGAUCGCUCGCACGUUUGCCCUCCUCGCCCAAGGCGUCUUCUACAACUUUUUCUUCGUCUUCUAUCUCAUUUCGCCCAAGGUCGCACACAGAUUUGUUGGUGUACUGGAGGAAGAAGCGGUGCUCACUUACUCGUACAUCCUCGAAGACCUCAAGGAAGGAAGGCUGCCAGAGUGGGAGAACGUUCCGGCGCCCGAGAUCGCCAAGCAGUACUGGCAGUUGGGAGACCAGGCCAUGCUCGUCGACGUCAUCCGAGCUGUGCGCGCCGACGAGGCGACGCACCGACACAUCAACCAUACGUUUGCCUCGCUCGAGUCGACCGAUCCCAACCCAUUUGCGCAGCGGGAGCCUCCAGCAAAGAUGCGAGCAGAGACCUACGGCUUGGAACGCGAGGAAGCGCUCGAAUGGGCCAAAGGCAAGGAGCUCGGCGAUGGAACUAGUGCCGCUGCUGCUGCCGAAAAGACCGCCUAG